AUGUGCUCUGCUGGAAGUGAUGGAUGGACACACGGACACCGGGACAGACAGACGCGGCAUGGACACAGGGACAGAGCCACGGACGCGUCUCCAGCAGGGACAGGCCCAUGGACAGUCCCGCAGAGGGACCCAUGGACAGUGACAGCCCCGGAUGGACACACGGACACACACAGAGCCUGGAUGGACACACGGACAGACGCACAGACAGACACGGCAUGGACACAGGGACAGACACACGGACACACAGACAUAGCCUGGAUGGACACACGGACAGAGCCACAGAGCCCUGGAUGGACACACGGACACACGGACACAUGGACAGACACACACACAGAGCCUGGAUGGACACACGGACACACGGACAGACACACAGACACACACAGAGCCUGGAUGGACACAUGGACACACAGACAGACCCACAGACACACACACAGAGCCUGGAUGGACACACGGACACACGGACACAUGGACAGACACACAGAGCCUAGAUGGACACAUGGACACACGGACAGACACACAGACACACACACAGCCUGGAUGGACACACGGACACACGGACAGACACACGGACACACGGACAGACCCACAGACACACACAGAGCCUGGAUGGACACACGGACAGACACACGGACACACGGACAGACACACGGACACACACAGAGCCCUGGAUGGACACAUGGACAGAUGCACAGACACACAGAGCCCUGGAUGGACACACGGACAGACACACAGACACACACAGAGAGCCUGGAUGGACACACGGACAGACACACAGAGCCCUGGAUGGACACAUGGACAGACACACAGACACACACACAGAGCCUGGAUGGACACACGGACAGAUGCACAGAGCCCUGGAUGGACACACGGACAGACACACUGACACACAGACACACAGAGCCUGGAUGGACACACGGACAGACGCACAGAGCCCUGGAUGGACACACGGACAGACACACGGACACACAGACAUAGCAUGGAUGGACACACGGACAGAGCCACAGAGCCCUGGAUGGACACACGGACAGACACACAGACACACACAGAGAGCCUGGAUGGACACACGGACACACAGACAGACACACAGAGCCUGGAUGGACACACGGACACACAGACAGACACACAGACACACGGACACACAGCCCUGGAUGGACGGACAGACCCACGGACGCACGGACAAUCCCAAGUGUGCCCCCAGCCCCCCAGCCCUGCUCCCCCCAGAGCCCCCCGGGUUUGACCCCGCCCACCGGGACCCCCGCAAGGGGGCGGGGCCUCGAGGGGCGUGGUUCUGCCAGGGCCUGGUUUGUUAUUGGGUGUGGCUUUUGUGGAGGGCGUGGCUUGAUGACAGGCGUGGCUUUGUUAAUGGGCGUGUCUCAUGUGGGGAGGCGUGGCUUGUUAGUGGGCGUGGCUUUAUUAAUAGGCAUGUAUCAUGUGAGGAGGUGUGGUUUGCUAAUGGGCGUGGCUUUGUUAAUGGGCGUGUCUCAUGGGGAGGUGUGGUUUGUUAAUGGGCGUGGCUUUAUUAAUGGGCAUGUCUAAUGUGAGGAGGCAUGGUUAAUGGGCGUGGCUUUAUUAAUGGGCAUGUCUAAUGUGAGGAGGCAUGGUUAAUGGGCGUGGCUUUAUUAAUGGGCAUGUCUCAUGGAGAGGUGUGGUUUGCUAAUGGGCGUGGCUUUGUUAAUGGGCGUGUCUCAUGGGGAGGUGUGGUUUGUUAAUGGGCGUGGCUUUGUUAAUGGGUGUGUCUCAUGGGGAGGUGUGGUUUGCUAAUGGGCGUGGCUUUGUUAAUGGGCGUGUCUCAUGCGGGGAGGCGUGGUUUAUUUACGGGCGUGGCUUUUUGCAGGGGCGUGACUCCCGUCGGGGCGUGGCUUUUGUGGGGGGCGUGCUUUACGGAGUGGGCGUGGCUUACCCUGUGCUGUUCCCCCUCCCUCCACCAGGGGGCGCCGCAAUAAAACCGUUACAUUGUCA
Molecule: messenger RNA, 1959 nt
Organism: Haemorhous mexicanus (house finch)
Lineage: Eukaryota; Metazoa; Chordata; Aves; Passeriformes; Fringillidae
Product: filaggrin-2-like
Exons: 3
Coding region: 1-975 (324 amino acids)
Source: RefSeq, a predicted model, not a curated record